UGUCACACCGCCUUGGGCACGAGACUGCGGGAACAAACCAACAUGGAGUUGAGUACGGAAGUGCAGGAAGGGCUGCAGCUAUGCGGGGAUUCGGCCCAAAUCAGCGACCCAGCCUUCAACUUUCUAGUCAAGUCAGCCUGCGAGACACUCUUACAGGGCAGGCAGCGAGACAGGGAUGUUUUAGAUGACCCCAGUGUUACCCAGGCUGACCCUGCUGUACUGAAGCAGGUUUUUGCUUCUCUCACCACCCUGUUACUGGAGGCUGCCAAACACAACACAGACUCAACUAACACAAGUUCCCUUCUUGAAGACUGUAAGAUGAGUCCUGAUAGAAUAGAGGCCUUUAACAAUGUCUACAUGAGUAACAGGACAGAACUUCAAUCUGUGUUGAGUAGCACAGGCAGUGGUUUUCCACACAUAGUGGAUGUAGACUGGAGACUGGACUAUUACAUAAAGAACAACCACCUGGACCAUGUGAAUGAGCCAACUUAUCUGGUCACUCUCAAGACUGAGGAACCAGGAAGUUCUGAGUUGAAAGAUGUUCAGUUUGCCUGCACAGUGGAACAGCUGCAGGACAUGGUUGGGAAACUUAAGGAUGCCUGCAAGAGUAUGGAGAAAGCCAGCCAGACAUGAGUUUCUAAUAAAAGGGCUCACCUUUUUAUAGUAGCAUUCCAGCUUACAUGUGCUAAAUCAAACUGCUCAAACACUUCAAUCUCAUUUGGAAAUUUGAUCAAUAGUUUUGCAUCAGCUGAAACAAUGAAAUAAUAGCCACAGGCAAGGGUGACCCUAGCAAAGAAUGGUUGUCAAUGAAAUGUGCUGCCGCAUACACAGCUCAUUCAAGCAAUGGAAGAAGCUGGCUAUUCUGUGUUUCUUUUGAAUUUUGAUCAAUGAUUUUUUCAUCAACUGGUAUUUCAUAGAUCUAAGUACUAUUGGCUUAUGAUAUUGAUUUAUAAUUUAGAAAUAAAGAAAACAAAAUUCAAGCUGUGUCUUUUAAGACACUCAUCCCAAAUGCCAAAUAUGAAAUAACAGGGAUGUUAUGAGAAAUGAUAAAAAUGUUAUCCCCAAAUUUAUAGCUCUAAUUUACAUAUACAUGUAUGCAAAAUUUAUUCAUCUUAAAACAUGUACAUGUUGGCAUAAACAAGACAGCGUUUCUAGUGCUGAUUGCUACAAAUAGCAGACUUCUCAAUUUGUAAAAUUCUUACUAG
Molecule: messenger RNA, 1205 nt
Organism: Branchiostoma belcheri (Belcher's lancelet)
Lineage: Eukaryota; Metazoa; Chordata; Leptocardii; Amphioxiformes; Branchiostomatidae
Product: COMM domain-containing protein 3-like
Exons: 8
Coding region: 43-633 (196 amino acids)
Biological process (GO): sodium ion transport
Source: RefSeq, a predicted model, not a curated record